Molecule: messenger RNA, 1148 nt
Organism: Durusdinium trenchii
Lineage: Eukaryota; Dinophyceae; Suessiales; Symbiodiniaceae
Source: the annotation of a GenBank genome assembly
GACACUCCCAGGCGCACCUCAAAGCCCACGGUUUCAAAUACCCGUGCGCGCGCCUGUGCGCGCCCACAUGUUAAGCGUUCCGCUGUCGGAGAUGGGUUGCGGAGGCUCAUCUCCCGUGCAAGGAACAAGCAGCCCUUAUGGAAGCUCACAGCCACCAGUCAGUGUUCCCCCUUCUCCACGCCCUGGCAUGGAGGAAGGCGAAGGAUCUGAUUGCUCGGAGCACCGGGAGGCCAUGCCUGAAGAGGAGGUUCCAACAGCGGGCCUUCCAGUGACUGCUGCGCAGGCGGCCAAGAUGACCGGCUGUAAGUGGCACGCGCAGAUCGUCCAAGAUGAUUUCUUCCACAAGAAGCUGUGUAGUCGUCCAGGCGAGCUGAAGCCCUGCCGCCCAAUGCCCCACAUCAAGCUCUCACAGUUGCUGGAACGACUGGUGCAGAACGAGCGGGGGGCUUGGAUCCUUUCAGGAGAACUGAACGGCUGGCCCGGUCUCAAAGACUUAGAACUCGUCUCCAUCACGUGCAAGGUGCGAUCCCUGGUGGGGACCACCAGCAUCGGUGUGCGCCGCCUGUGGCUCCAGGGUGCGGAGAGCCCUUCCAGUGACCCCGUGAGCGUGCUGAGCGCCCUGAAAGGCAAGAAGCUUCGCUCCGUGCGUGACCUGAACAGACCAUUGGGGCGAUGGGGGAGGGUCGCCCGGAGGUGGGUGAAAAGCAUGAGCGGAGAUCUGGGAGGUGCCAUGAUCCGAGCUGGAACUGGAACUGAGAAUCACCAAGAUGUGUUUUGAGAUCGGCAUCUCUUUCGCCAGUUGGACCCGACUUCAUCGUGACUUGAGGAAGUUUGGAGACUUGAGAUAUGAUCCAUUCAACUUUGGGUGUGGCCCAACGCCGAACAAAAAAAAACCGUAGAGGUCAAAAAUCAUCGGCAUUUUUUGAGAGGUCGGCAGCUUAACCAUCAUGAUCCACUGUUAGUGGCCCAUGGGAUGCCCAAAGGAGUUUGAGUCUUCGCCCGGAACAGGCCAAGGCGGCCGAGGGGCCCUCGUAUGUUUUCGCAUCUCGUUCCGUUCUGGGGCUGGUGGAAGGCGCAGAGUGGGGGUAGUGAGUCUUAGAAGUGCAGUUAAUAUAUCGGUUGCAUUUAUACAGUUUCCUGAGGGCCCA